AUGUUUCGACUAGCUGAGGAGACUACAGGUAAUGACAAAAUAGCGGUGAUGAAAAUCUUAAAACAUCUGUUAGAUGAGGUUGUUGAUACAGACAUAACGAGGUUGGCAAGACUGGGAAAAAAAAGUGACGGUGUGGCCCGACCGUUACUGAUAUGUUUUGAAGAUAUUAAAAUAAAAAACACCAUUAUGAAAAAUUUAUUCAAAAUGAAAUCGUUAGAUGCUACUCUUCGUCAUGUGGGGUUGAAUCAUGAGUUAACGAUUGAACAGCGAAAGGAAAUCAAAACCCUGACAGAUGAGGCAAAGUUGAAGGAAAACUCGGACAAAGAAGAAAAAAAUGGUGAUGAAAAUAUAAAUGAUUCAGAAAGAAAGACGAGCGGCAGAAAAAUCAAGGACUUCGAUCAAAAAGACGAAAAACUCAGAUUAGGUUUGUUGAAUAUAAGGUCAAUUAUAAAAAAAUCUGAUGAUGUGAAUGAAAUAAUUAGAGAUAAAAUUGAUGUUCUUAUUUUAACUGAAACCUGGCAUAGAUCUCACGACGAAAUAUCUGUUUUAUCUGCUAAACCUGCAGAGUACAGUUAUGUUGAUUACCUUAGACCAUAUGAUGCUAAUCAUGGAGGAUUAAUAAUUUACUUUAGGUCUAUUUUUAAAUUUAGAAAAUUGGAACUAUCACAACUAAAUACUUUUGAAGCCAUUGCAAUAAAAAUUAUAUGCAAUCGGAACGACUACUUAUUCCUGGCCAUCUACAGGCCUGGGUCUUUGCCUGUCACUCCUAUGUUUUUUAAGGAACUGUCAUCUGUUUUGGAGAGUAUGACAAUAUUAACUUCCAAUUUAGUUGUUGCAGGUGAUUUUAAUGUCCGUGUUGAUAGACGUGACAGCCCGCACACGUUAACUGUUUGA
Molecule: messenger RNA, 894 nt
Organism: Helobdella robusta
Lineage: Eukaryota; Metazoa; Annelida; Clitellata; Rhynchobdellida; Glossiphoniidae
Exons: 2
Coding region: 1-894 (297 amino acids)
Molecular function (GO): catalytic activity
Source: RefSeq, a predicted model, not a curated record